Rubroshorea leprosula is the source of this 2553-nucleotide messenger RNA. The record is from the annotation of a GenBank genome assembly. NCBI's taxonomy places the organism in Eukaryota, Viridiplantae, Streptophyta, Magnoliopsida, Malvales, Dipterocarpaceae.
UUGUGUUAAGACUAUGGCUGGAGGGAAUCGUGGAAUGGGCCGUAGGGGUAGACCACCCCUAAGUGGACGAGUUGGGGGCAGAGUUCCAUUAGUUGCCAGGAGUGAACCGAUCAACCGAGAUGAGGUUGAGGUUGGAGUGGAUGAAUCAUUGAACUCGUCAGCAAGGAACCAUGGUCAGCAUGAUGUGAAUGUUGGCCAAACUCAACAAUUGGGGCAACAAGAUCAGCCAAGCUUUAUGGAGAUUAUGCAGACUAUGGCAAGGACCAUGGCUGAACAACAGGAGCUAGUUAAGUCUCUAGCAGAGCAACAGGCAAAGGUUAUUGUAAAACAGCAGGGAAAGGUUUCAACUUCACAACUUGUCCAAAAGGGAGGCCUAGCAGAGUUUGUCAAACUAGCUAAGCCUUUCUAUGGUGAUUCAAAAGAUCCAUUGGAGGCAGAAAGUUGGAUCAAAGAAAUGGAGAAGACUUUUCGAGGGCAGGGUGUCACAGAAGAGAAUAAGGUGCCUUAUGCAGCAUACUUGUUGAAAGGUGAUGCAAACAAUUGGUGGGAGGUUGAGGAAAGUAACCUUACUCCCCCGAUUGACUGGCACACCUUCACAAAGGCAUUCUUGAAGGAGUAUAUGCCUGAAAGUGAUAGACAUGAAAUGCAACAAAGAUUCCAUACUCUUGACCAGGGUGACAAAACGGUGAAGGAAUAUGAAAAGGAAUUUAAUCGCCUUUUGAAGUUUGCCCCAUUAACUACUCAGAAGGACGAGGAGUCAAGGAGGUUGAAAUUUCUUUAUGGACUUAAUCCUCACAUUUUGUCUGAGGUUCAAAAAUUUGAAGUAAGUACUUAUUCUGCAACACUUAACAAGGCUAAAGUGAUAGAGCAGGGUCAUAAAGUAAUUAAGGCAGCUGAAGGUAGUAGCAGUGGAACUAAGAAGCAGAAAUGGUCAGGCCCUCAAGGUGGGAGAAGCUUUGGAAAUCAGAGUUUUACUUCAGAUAAGAGGCAAUAUACUGGAUAUUCUGGGGGAGCUCAAGUGUUCUCCAAAAUUGACUUAAGAUCUGGAUACCACCAACUAAAGAUCAAGGAGGGUGAUAUUCCUAAAUCAGCCUUUCGGACUCGUUAUGGUCAUUAUGAAUUUCUUGUAAUGCCAUUUGGGUUGACUAAUGCCCCUGCAGCCUUUAUGGACCUAAUGAAUAGAGUAUUCAAAGCUUAUCUGGACAAAUUUGUGGUGGUGUUCAUCGAUGACAUUCUAGUGUACUCAAGAAGUAAUGCGGAGCAUGAGGAACAUUUGAGAUUGGUGCUUCAAAUUUUGAGGGAGAAGAAGCUUUAUGCAAAGCUUAAGAAAUGUGAGUUCUGGCUAGAUAGAGUAGCAUUCCUAGGACAUGUUGUGUCUAAGGAUGGAAUUUCUGUGGACCCUGAUAAAGUGAAGGCAAUAGUGGAAUGGAGCCAACCAACUAAUGUGACUGAAGUUCGCAGUUUCUUGGGUUUGGCAGGGUACUAUAGAAGGUUUGUGGAAGGAUUUUCCCACAUAGCUAUGCCAUUAACCAAAUUAACCCAAAAGGAAGUGAAGUUUGAAUGGAAUGAUGAAUGUGAAAGAAGCUUCCAGGAGUUGAAGAAUCAAUUAGUCUCAGCACCUAUUUUGACUAUUCCUGAUGAUAGUGGAGGUUUUACUAUUUAUAGUGAUGCCUCCAAGAAGGGAUUGGGUAGUGUUUUGAUGCAACAUGAUAAGGUGGUGGCUUAUGCUUCAAGACAGUUGAAACCAUAUGAGAAGAAUUACCCAACUCAUGAUUUAGAGCUUGCAGCAGUUGUUUUUGCCCUUAAGAUCUGGAGGCAUUACUUGUAUGGUGAAAAAUGUGAGAUCUUCACUGAUCAUAAAAGUCUAAAAUAUAUUUUCACACAAAAAGAGCUAAAUAUGAGGCAGAGGAGAUGGUUGGAGUUACUGAAGGAUUAUGACCUGACUAUUAGCUACCACCAAGGUAAGGCUAAUGUUGUAGCAGAUGCUUUAAGUAGGAAGGAUCAUGGUAACUUAGCCACUAUACUCACUUCUCAAAGGUGUAUUAUGGAAGAUUUGAUGAGAAUGGAUGUCAGAUUGCGAGUGUAUAGUCCAGAUACAUUCGUAGCUACUUUACAGGUCCAACCUACCUUGAUAGAGAAAAUCAAGACUACACAGUUAGAUGAUCCAUUUUUGCAAAAAAUGAGGCAUAAGGUGGAGUUAGGUGACUCAAAGUUGAAGCCAUUUAGGAUUCAUGAGGAUGGUAGUACUAAAAUGUAUAGAGAUCUGCGGGAGACUUUUUGGUGGAACAAUAUGAAGAGAGAAGUUCCUGAUUAUGUAGCUCAAUGUUUGACAUGUCAACAAGUCAAGGCUGAGCAUCAGAGGCCAGCAGGCAAGUUACAGCCACUUCCUAUUCCUGAAUGGAAAUGGGAGCAUAUCACCAUGGAUUUUGUCACUGGGUAUGCAGUUGGAAGGAUUUGCAAAGUUAUAUUUGAAAGAGAUAGUGAGGUUGCAUGGUGUACCGGUGUCUAUAGUGUCAGAUAGAGACUCCCGGUUUGUUUCUCAUUUUUGGGGAA